Theobroma cacao (cacao) is the source of this 2003-nucleotide messenger RNA. Its product is annotated as D-xylose-proton symporter-like 2. The record is from RefSeq and is a predicted model, not a curated record. Gene Ontology annotation, molecular function: D-glucose transmembrane transporter activity. Gene Ontology annotation, biological process: D-glucose transmembrane transport. NCBI's taxonomy places the organism in Eukaryota, Viridiplantae, Streptophyta, Magnoliopsida, Malvales, Malvaceae. Gene Ontology annotation, cellular component: membrane.
UUCUCAAGCCAACUCCCUUCAACCACCACCGCGACACCCAACAUUCAAGUUUCUUUUUUUUUCUUUUUCUUUUUCUUCUAUCCGAUUUCUACCUGGAAAAUAAGUACGAAAUUUCUUUUAAAAAAAUCCCUUAUGCUACUGUUUCAAGAAAAACAAAACAAAAAAGAAAAAAAACAACUCAAUUCUGUUCAAAAAUAGUUCUAUAUACUCAUCGGUUGCUUUGCAACUGAUAAACUCUUUUACAGUUUCAGAGUUUACAAAAAAGCAUGGCAUCAGAUCAUGAGCAACCCGGGCUUUCCUCUUUUGGGAAGGUGGGAAAGUCUUCUGGUGAGAUUGGUGCAGAACAUGAACCUCUUAUUAAUGGGAUUCACAGUUCUGAAAACUAUUCUGCUUCUGCUGCGAUCUUUCCGUUUCUGUUCCCAGCUCUUGGAGGACUCCUAUAUGGUUAUGAUAUUGGUUCUACAUCCUGCGCCACAAUUUCUAUUGAGUCAGCAAGCCUAAGUGGAAUGUCAUGGUAUGACCUGUCUUCUGUCGAAAUUGGUCUCAUUACUAGUGGCUCAUUAUAUGGGGCCUUGAUUGGCUCAGUCUUGGCCUUCAAUAUUGCUGACUUUCUAGGACGACGAAGAGAGUUAAUUACAGCUGCCAUCAUGUACCUUGUUGGAGCACUUGUUACAGCAUUUGCACCUGACUUAGUAGUUAUGGUGAUUGGGCGUUUGGUGUAUGGCAUAGGGAUUGGGCUGGCAAUGCAUGCUGCUCCAAUGUACAUUGCUGAGACAGCUCCAAGUCAGAUUCGCGGUCUGCUAAUUUCUCUCAAGGAGUUCUUUAUAGUUCUUGGGAUGGUUGCUGGUUAUGGAAUUGGCAGCCUCUUAGUUGAAACUGUUGCUGGCUGGCGCUAUAUGUAUGGAGCUAGUACCCCUUUGGCAGUGAUCAUGGCAAUUGGAAUGUGGUGGCUUCCAGCAUCACCCAGAUGGCUGCUAUUGUGUGCCAUACAGGGAAAAGGCGAUAUGCAGGAGUUAAGAGAAACUGCAAUAUGUUGUUUAUGCCGGCUCAGGGGUCAAUCUAUUGGUGACUCAGCUUCUGAGCAGGUAGAUGAGAUUUUGACUGAGCUUUCUUAUGUUGGUGAAGAAAAAGAAGCUACACUAGGGGAAGUGUUCCAUGGAAAAUGCUUGAAAGCCCUCAUUAUUGGUGCAGGUUUAGUUUUGUUUCAACAGAUCACUGGUCAACCAAGUGUGCUAUAUUAUGCUGCAUCAAUCUUUCAGAGUGCAGGAUUUUCUGCAGCAUCUGAUGCUACCCGAGUCUCUAUUCUACUUGGUUUACUGAAGUUGAUCAUGACAGGAGCAGCUGUUGUAGUUGUUGAUAGGCUUGGGAGGAGACCUUUACUAUUGGGUGGUGUUUCUGGCAUGGUUGUUUCUUUGUUCCUUCUUGGAUCAUAUUACCUUUUCCUGGAUGAUGUGCCAGCUAUUGCUGUUGCUGCACUGCUGUUGUAUGUUGGCUGUUAUCAGUUAUCCUUUGGUCCUAUUGGUUGGCUGAUGAUUUCGGAGGUUUUUCCGCUACGCCACAGAGGGCGAGGACUUAGUAUUGCUGUGCUUGUGAAUUUUGGAGCAAAUGCACUUGUAACGUUUGCAUUCUCUCCUUUGGAGGCAUGGCUGGGAGCUGGAAUUGUAUUUUAUGUGUUUGGAGUGAUAGCUAUGUUGUCUCUGCUCUUCAUAUUCUUCAUCGUACCGGAGACAAAGGGGCUAACUCUCGAAGAAAUUGAGGCUAAAUGCCUAUAGGUUUGUUGCUACCUAUUAUACCAUUUAGUGCUAUACAGAAUAUCCCUAUGUAAUUUCAUCUAUGCGGGGCAGUUCCUUCUUUUUUUAUUUUUUUCCAAAAAAACAAAAACUUGUGCAACUUUUAGGUAUAAGAAUAAUAGUAAAACUUAAUUUCUAUCUCAUGGCGAUCCCUUCUCUUUAGAAGACAGUAACACAAAUUUUUUAUACGUCUUGCUGCUCUGUUCUGAUUUA